This is a messenger RNA of Candidula unifasciata, 963 nucleotides long. The record is from the annotation of a GenBank genome assembly. Lineage: Eukaryota; Metazoa; Mollusca; Gastropoda; Stylommatophora; Geomitridae.
AUGGAUGAGCAAAACUGCGUGUUUGCUUCAACACACAGCGUGCCCAUCUUCUCGUUUGCGAGGCUUCGCAGAUGUGUCACACUGGACAGCGAAGACAAGUCCAAGUCUGGCGAUCAGAAGACCAGCUCAUCGGCGUCCAUGUCGUCCAUCCACAACAACAAUAUCAGCAACGCAGUAUUCAACAACCAUCGUACAAUCCCUCACCACUCCGUUUCUUUUUCCGAAACACGCAAUACACAAUCCGUAACCAGUCCCGUCUCACCACCCGACAGUCACCGCAAUGGACUGCUGGACUUUGCUCACUUCAGAUGUUCCAGAAAACCACCAAUUGAUCCAAAACACCGGAGCACCUCCAAGACCAGGCCAUCUUCAACAUCCUCUUCUGCUUCAUCACAUUCCUCCUCUCCCAAGAGCACACCGACCACGACCCCAACAGCCACGUCAGCUCUACCCAAGUUUUUCUCAGCCAUUCCCAUCAAGCCAAGACCUCUAACUAAGACGGCUCAAUCUACAUUAACUUUCAACUCCAGCCAGGUGGAGAAACCGGUGUUCAGGCGAUACUUAUCUCUGAUUGUUUUUCCUUCGAGCCUUAAGCAAAUUCCGUUCACCGUGCCUGCUUCACCAUACGGACCAAAACACAGAAGCGGCUUUAGGAAAGGGGAAUAUCGAUCUUUGGACUACACCCCGACAUAUGGAAGAUCGGAGCCGACUUCUCCCACGGCAAAACGACCCUCAGUAGAAAUCCCCGGAGCAUACGCUCUAGGAAGCAUUGACCCCGCUCUUUACAAAGUCGCCGAUGAGGACGACCACUACGACAUCCCGCCGGACCACAUCGGCCGAGUCUGGUUCGCCACCGAGUACGAGCGGGAGACGGAGAGACUGAUGGUGACUUUGAUUAAGGCCAAGAACCUACCCAGCCGGACCCAGGGAGUGGACAACUCGUGCGAUCCUUUCGUCAGGUAG